Messenger RNA from Anisakis simplex (herring worm), 444 nucleotides. NCBI's taxonomy places the organism in Eukaryota, Metazoa, Nematoda, Chromadorea, Rhabditida, Anisakidae. The record is from the annotation of a GenBank genome assembly.
AUGCAAGCAGUUAGUAAUGGCUAUGAGAAGGUGUUUAGUAGUGGAACGUUGGAUUGCAGCAUCUCUAAAGGCGACAGCCAAUCACACUCUCGCGGUGGGCAUCGCCUCCAUUCGUCAUCGACAGGUUCCGGUGAAUUCGGGCUGUCCUCCUCAUCGCUAUCGCCAAAUGCGGCCGCGAUUCUCUCAUCAACGUUGCCGAACUCGACUCUCGAAGACAGUGCGAUCGGCAUUCUGAUGUCCUAUCUGAAGAGAUCGGUGAUUGUGCAAACUCUUCCCGAUGAUACACCCACCAAAUUGGGUAUCACCGAGGGUACACAACGAUCUCCACUUCAAGAUCAACUUGACACGGUUGUUACGGUAUGUUGCACUGAUCAGAUUUCACAUGAUCAGCAGCUGAUCGUCUUGAAUUGUUUUGUUGUAUUGCGUUCUAGACUGAGGCAAUGA